CUUGUAGCAGAGACGUCUCGUACAGCGGAAGAAUAUUUUGUGCAGCGAUUUCUUUUUGUGACAGCAUGGACGUGCCAAACACGAGGAGGAUUGUCCUACUGGGAAAAGCUGGAAAUGGGAAGAGCAGCUUGGCAAAUACCAUACUAGGAGAGCCCACAUUCAAAGUGAACCAUUUCAAUGACUUGGAAACAUGUCUUUCUCAAAGCGUAACUAAGUCUAUCAAUGGAAGAAGCCUCAUGUUGAUUGAUACUCCAGGUUUCUUUGGCCCAGACAGGUCUGAGGUGGACAUGGAGAAAGACCUUUGGAGUAUUGUCAUAGAGUGCGCUCCUGGGCUUCAUGCCUUCCUGCUUGUGCUCAAACUUGAGAAAUUCACAGAGCACGAGCAGGCUGUCAUCACGCACAUGUGUGAAACUUUCUCUGAAGAUGCACUGAAUUACACCAUAGUCGUCUUCACUCAAGGUGACCAGCUGUCCGAAGGGAUGAAAAUAGAGGAGUACGUUGAUAAAAGUGAUGGUUUGCGGGAUCUGGUGAAGAAGUGUGGUGGUCGGUGCCACAUCUUUGACAGUAAAUACUGGAAGAACACCCAGGAGGACGAAUACAGAAGCAACCAGUUCCAGGUGGCAGAGCUGCUCAACACCAUAGACAAGAUAGUGAUGGAGAACAAUGGCGGCUACUACACCAAUGAAAUGCUUCAAGCAGUGGAGAAAGAAAUUCAAAAAGAGGAAGAGCGCAUUCGACGGGCAUCUGAAAACUUGUCACAGGAUGAGAUCAGAAAGCAGGCUAAAGCAAACCUCUUGAAGAAGCAAAAUGCAUCACGGACAUGGCUCAAAGGUUUGGUGGGUUUGGCAGUGAUAGUGGGGUUAUUUGCAACUACCUCAGCUGUGGUGAUCAAAUUUAUCACUCAAGCAAUCCCAGCAGCAAUCUCAGAAGCAACCCCAGCAACAUUCCCAUUAGUAAUCCCAUUGGCAAUCCCAGCAGCAAUCCCAGAAGCAAUCCCAUCAGCAUUCCCAGAAGCAAUCACAUCAGCAAUCCCAGAAGCAAUCCCAGCAGCAAUCCCAACAGCAAUUACAGAAGCAAUCCCAGCAGCAAUCCCAACAGCAAUUACAGAAGCAAUCCCAGCAGCAAUCCCAGCAGCAAUCACAUCAGCAAUUACAGAAGCAAUCCCAGCAGCAAUCCCAGCAGCAAUCCCAGAAGCAAUCCCACCAGCAAUCACUCCACCAAUCCCACCAGUAGAAAAGACAUUUGGUGAUCUUAUUCUCAGGACAAACCAGGACACUGGACAGCUGAGGUGUACUGAUAACGACAGAUUGACAUCAUCCAACGCUGGUGUCACACAGUAUGCAACAACAGGUUUCCUGUGUUACGAGAUAGCACUCGCAAUAGCUAUUCUGGCCUUAGUUGGUUUCAAAGAGCAGGUAGUGCAGGAGGGGCAUUUGGUGCAGCCGGUGCAGCCCAUGAAGGAGGAGGAGUCGUAG
Messenger RNA from Stegastes partitus (bicolor damselfish), 1475 nucleotides. Its product is annotated as GTPase IMAP family member 1-like. The transcript has 5 exons. Bases 66 to 1475 code for a protein of 469 amino acids. The record is from RefSeq and is a predicted model, not a curated record. NCBI's taxonomy places the organism in Eukaryota, Metazoa, Chordata, Actinopteri, Pomacentridae. Gene Ontology annotation, molecular function: GTP binding.